GGUUCUAAUGUCAAGUUUCAACAACACCUACAUAAUCGUCUGCUGGCUAAUAUCCAGUAAAGGGGAACAAUACGGGACUGUGGUGAGUGCUCAGUCCACAUCGGCCAAUGCACAGCUAGACAGGAGCACCAUCGGUUCAACCGUUAGCAUGCUACUCUCCAGAGAUUGAAUAUAAAUCGACAGAUAUGUAAUAUUGUGGGCACUGUGGACCAUAUUUUUGAGCUCACUAUAGCUAUUCGGUCGCUUCAGCGUGGGCUUCCACUUCUAACAAGACCAAACAUCUUCUCCCCAUGCGACCAAGCCAUGUACUUUCCGUCGACGCACGCAUGAUACCACAGAAGAAAUGCACGCUGAAUCUCAUAUGGAACCGACGCCAGAACUGCGCAGCAAAUAUACAGAUACCAAGAUACCCCCUAAUGCAACGGAUGAGAAACGGACACUGUCUUUCGCCGGUAUGAUCCAGCGAACGCUUGCGCAGCUCCAGCCUCAAGGCAUCAUGCCCAACAUGCCCAACAUACCCCAGCUUCCUCUUCCGCAUCUACUCGAGAUGCCAGCCGUCCUCUGGGGCGCCCCCGCAGAUCCCGAUGGCACUUCCUAUCUUCGUCCCGAUAACAGAGUAGCCGUUCCCCGGCGACAAGUGGCCAACUUGAAGUCUCUCAAUGUCUGGAACUGCCAAAGCCACCCUUGCUUAAGUCCCACAGCCGUCAUUUGA
This is a messenger RNA of Suillus paluster, 712 nucleotides long. RefSeq lists its product as uncharacterized. The coding region runs from base 344 to 712 and encodes 122 amino acids. The transcript has a single exon. The record is from RefSeq and is a predicted model, not a curated record. NCBI's taxonomy places the organism in Eukaryota, Fungi, Basidiomycota, Agaricomycetes, Boletales, Suillaceae.